UGACUUGCCCCCAGUCCCCUUCGGUUUCUAUGUCGUCCCACAUGUCUCGUCAAGUGCUCGCCGCCGCCGCCGCCGCCCCCGUCGCCGCCUAGACGUCCACACUCCACAAAAAUCCGCCUCCUCCAGGUCAUGCCCGCUCCAUGCUGUGCUCGUCGCAGCUCCGCCUCCUCGUCUCCUGCUUCUCUCCACGCUUGCCGAGCCGCGCUCCCCUCCAUGCCGCACUCCGACGCCCCGCUCCUCCGCGAACGUCGCCGCCCGUCCGCGCGCUGCGUGGCCUCCAGACUCCCGCCCGCGCCAUGUGCUCCCGCUCUUCCCUCUCCCACGCAGCCCACUGCGCCGAGCUCCUCCUCUCACUGCUGCACCGGGGUCUGCUCGCGAACGCGCGCGCCGUCGCCUCACGAAUCGGCCUGGCUCACACCGACCCGGCCCUCUCGGACGCGCUCGUGGCCUGCCACUCGCACCUCGGCAACAUCGCCUCCGCGCUUACUUGCUUUGAUCACCUCAUCGAAUCGCGCUACGUCCCCUCGCCCGCCUCCAGUGCAGCACUCCUCCGCGCAAUGUGCGCGGCUUCCAUGUACUCCGAGGUGGUGGACCUGUUUGUGCUCUGGGAAGGUGCUCCUUCGCCGCUGCCCGUGUCGAAGUUCCCCUUUCUCAUCCAUGGCCUGUGCUCCAAGGGCGCGGUUGAUAAGGCCCGCUUCCUGUUCGACGUAAUGCUUGGCUUGGGCUUGGCGCCACCAGUUCGUGUCUACAAGUCACUCGUGUUUACCUACUGCAAGGCGCGCCGCUCGCUCGAGGCUGACGAAAUGUGCUGUCUCAUGGUGAAGAAUGGGAUGUAUUUGGAUAGGAUGCUAGGGACAGCGCUUGUCAAGGGUUUAUGUCAGGAGGGGCGGCUGGAACUGGCAAUGGAUGUCUUUAAUAGGAUGCGGGUGAAUGAAGGUGCUCAGUUGGAUGCAUAUGCUUAUACCACAAUGAUUGGUGGUUUGUUUGAGCAUGGGUAUGUAGACCAUGGCUGGGAGCUGUACCAGGAGAUGAAGGACAGGGGAAUGGAGCCGACCCCAGUGACAUACAAUGUGAUGAUGUGGUGGUAUUGUAAGAACAAGUGGGUUGGUGCUGCCAUGGAACUCUACAAUGUGAUGGUGAGGGGCGGUGUCUCUCCUGAUUUGAGGUGUUACACUAUGUUGAUGACAUCUCUUUGCAAGGAAGGAAAAUUGGUAGAGGCUGAGCAGCUGUUCACCAAGAUGUUGGAGAGGGGUGUUUUCCCUGAUCAUGUGCUGUUUAUUUCAAUUGCAAGGUUCUUCCCCAAGGGCUGGGAGGUUGUUUUUGUGAGGAAAGCGCUGAAGGCGGUUGCGAAGUUGGAUUGUAGUGGCGAACUGCUGGAACUUUCUUCGCUGGCCAGUGGUUGCUCAAACAUGAGUUUGCAGCAGGAGGCUGAGCGCCUUCUUGAUGAGAUGAUGAGAAGCAAUCUGCUCCCUAUUGAUGCUAUUUUGAAUAUGAUGAUAAUUGCCAUGUGCUCAGAGGGGAGAUUAGAUGUGUCGUACUAUCUAUUGGACAAGUUGGUAGCUUAUGGUUAUGAACCUUCAGUCUUAACAUACAACAUUGUGAUAAAAUAUCUGUGCAGACAAAAGCGCAUGGAUGAUGCUAGGACACUCAUUAAUCUUAUGCAGAGCAGAGGUGUCAGACCUGAUAUGUCCACGAAUUCAAUCAUGGUAACCGCAUACUGUAAAAUUGGUGAUAUAGAGAGUGCGCUAAGUCUGUUUGAUGAAAUGGCAAAGGACGGGCUAGAGCCUUCUAUUGCAGUAUAUGAUUCCAUCAUAGCAUGCCUCUGCAGACUGGGGCACUUCAAAGAAGCAGAGUUUACGCUCCGCCAAAUGAUUGAAGCUGGACUAGUGCCAGAUGAGGUUAUUUACACAACACUUCUUAAUGGAUAUUCCACUAUGAGGCACACAAAGGCCGCCUGCCGUGUUUUCGAUGAAAUGCUUGAGCGAGGUUUACAACCUGGUUCCCAUGCUUAUGGUGCCCUAAUAAAUGGGUUGGUAAAGGAUAAUAAAAUCAGGAAGGCUCUCCAUUAUCUGGAAAGAAUGCUGGAGGAAGGCUUCGCAACCCAAACUGUUAUUUAUACAAUGCUUAUAAAUCAGUUCUUUAGGAAAGGAGAGGAAUGGUUAGGUCUAGACCUUGUUGAUUUGAUGAUGAAAAACCAUGUUGAACCUGAUCUGAUUACCUACGGGGCACUAGUAACUGGCAUUUGCCGAAAUAUUGAUCGUCGAGACAUGAGGCCGUCUUUGGCUGCAAAGCUGGAUGAAGCAAGGUAUAUGUUGUUUAGACUGCUGCCCCAAAUAUCUUUUGGUACAAGAAAAGGGAAACAGAAGAAGAAGCGGAUGUCCUCAGAAGAAAAGAUUGAUCUUGCUCAGAAUAUAAUACAAGAUCUCGUGGAAAGUGGGAUGAUGCCUGAUUUACACAUCUAUAACGGGAUGCUCAAUGGCCUCUGUAGAGCACAAAAGAUGGAUGAUGCUUAUAAUCUGUUGUCAUUGAUGGAACAAUCUGGUGUUCUUCCCAAUCAUGUGACAUAUACAAUACUCAUGAAUAAUGAUAUAAGAUUAGGAGACAGCAAUCGUGCUAUCCAACUAUUUAACUCGUUGAACAGUGAUGGCCAUGUUUUUGAUGAUGUAGUAUACAACACUUUUAUUAAGGGGCUUUCUCUUGCUCGAAGAACGAAAGAAGCGCUGUCAUUUUUCCUGAUGAUGCAGAAAAGAGGCUUUGUCCCCAGUAAGGCUGCCUAUGACAAAAUCAUGGAGCAGCUUCUUGCUGAAAACUCAACAGAUCUCGCCCUAAAUAUUUUUGAUGAUAUGUUCUGUCAUGGCUACAUUCCACGAUAUAGCAACUAUAGUUCUUUGCUAUUGGUACUUGCAAAAGAUAACCAGUGGAGAGAGGUUGACAGAGUUUUUAUGAUGAUGCUGGAGAAAGGGAGAUCUCUGGAUACAGAAACAAAGAAGUUACUAGAGGAGCUAUGCUACAAGCAAGGAGAGCUUGAUCUGGCUUUUGAAUUGGAGGGUAACAUGCCCCUUUAUGCAGUAGGAUAACUCUUGUAUGCUACAAAAGGCAUCAAAUGCUUAUUAAUUAUACGGUGACUGGUUUCAUUAGGGAUGUAUUCAUGUUCAUUUUUACGUGGUUUUGGGACAAAAACCCAACCCAGCCCGGAAGCAGACGGUCUUGCUUGGGUUGUUUCAAUGCUUUCCACGGGUUCCGAUGGCUUAUCUUCUUCCUGUGCUCAUAUUCUUCAAGACUUCCAGAUUUUUCACUGGCAUAGCAGUGCUCUCUUGUUACAAAUUGGUAACCGGAGAGUUUUGCUUGGGUUGUUUCAUGAUGGUAUUCUGAAUUUUGAGCGAUUCAGUCGUGGUGAACACAUGCAAUCAGAAGAACCCUUCAGAAAUUUCUGGCCAAACUCAUUAGCUUGACUCCCCAUUCACUAUCAUUGUGUUAUCAGGUUUGAAGUCUUUCAUUGUUGACCUUUGCUCUAAAUCAUUAAUCAUAUGGUUUUAACAAUACUUUCUUGGUUAUUUGCAUUUAAAAUAUAUAAUCGCUUCAUAUGUGCGCAUGUCCUUUCUGGACUAAAGUUCUUGGUAAGCUGUAAAAUAUGGUUUACUUCUGAUUUCUGAAGCACCUGGUACUCUUACGAUAUUCAAUGUUUCAUUAUCUGGUUCAUUGUUAAAUUUGAUAAAACACUUAUAUGAUAUGGUAGUGCAAGCUGAUUAAACUAUAUGCACCAUGCAGAACCCCAGAUCACAUCCUUUUUCACGGAAACAGUAGGAGUAGGGGACAGUCCUGCUGGAAAUUAUUAGAAAUAAAAAAAGCAAUAAAAGUUCCUCAAGAUAAAAACGAAAGAUAUUUUGCAUUAAGGAACAAAAUAUGUCACUCUGUGCAUCUUCUAGCCAUCCCUCAGAGAUCAGAUCUUACUUAUGCUAGUCAUUGGCUAUACAUAGAUAUGGUAGUGGCAGUUAAUAACUUGUCUAACAUACUAGAACUCCAAUGUCUGCUCGGUUAAGUCAUAGCUUGACACUAACCUGGCAUUGAUUUACUUUUGCGGGAAUUUGCCUAAUCUGAAUAGUAAAUAGCUUACUAGUAGGUGCGUUUAAUAUUUUUUGUUUAAAAUAAUGUUUAUCAUUACUGUAAGAGGGAUAGUGUUGCAGGGGAAACAGUACUCGUGGGCAUGAGUCCGAGCAGAGUGAUAGGGAUGCAAAUGCAAUUUGUACCAGACGUCUACUAUUUGAUUCUGGUAUUGCACAGCAUCUGGUUGCUGUCAUUGUGGAACAGACAGUUGAGAAUAUAGACACGAUAAGAGAAAUAGCAGUCAGGACUCUCUCACCACAUUCAUACCGUAUGGGGAGUUGCUGAAAGAAAUUGUUCCUGGCAAUGCAGAUUUGGAGCGGCUGAUAUACAUCAACAUGAAGACCAGAA
Molecule: messenger RNA, 4452 nt
Organism: Brachypodium distachyon (stiff brome)
Lineage: Eukaryota; Viridiplantae; Streptophyta; Magnoliopsida; Poales; Poaceae
Product: pentatricopeptide repeat-containing protein At5g62370
Exons: 2
Coding region: 141-3077 (978 amino acids)
Molecular function (GO): protein binding
Source: RefSeq, a predicted model, not a curated record